Molecule: messenger RNA, 6327 nt
Organism: Anguilla rostrata (American eel)
Lineage: Eukaryota; Metazoa; Chordata; Actinopteri; Anguilliformes; Anguillidae
Gene: cemip2
Product: cell migration inducing hyaluronidase 2
Exons: 24
Coding region: 159-4382 (1407 amino acids)
Source: RefSeq, a predicted model, not a curated record
UCUCCCUGUCAAUUUGAGGGCAAGCCGCGCUCGCCGGCGCAUCGGCAGAAAAGAUGAUACUACUGCCACGCGCUCAGCAGCUCAGCUUCUGAAGUCCGACAGACGUCCGGCGGAUAAUAAACGCUCAGUGGCUCCGUUUCGGAGGUGGCAUCAGUUGAAUGUUUAUUGAAAUCUUGGAGGAGGAAAGAGCAUUGUUUACAUCAAUAGGCGCAGGUACCAUGCAGGUUAACGAUGGCCCCCACCACGCCCCCCCCAUAUUCGUGCCCCCGUCCAACGGGACCAGCCACCGCUCCGCGGGGUGCGUCCCGGGCCGGAUCGCCCCCGUCCGCUCGCCGCCCCCUCCCCGGAUCCCGCCCCCGCCCCCGCUGAAGCCCUCGUCCCCCCCCGAGCGGCAGGCCGCUUUCAGCUUCGCGGAGGAGCCCCUGGACCUCCGCGGGCGGGGCCGGGCGAGGAGGAGGAACACGCUGAUCUGCUUCGGCGUCUCCCUGGGCGCCCUGUUCCUCACGCUCAUCCUGGUGCUCAGCCUGACCUCCUCCGACGUCCUGGACGAAAACUGCCCCGAUCACAACCUCUCCCUCCGGAAGUGGAACCCGGGGCAGGACCCAACAAGGGCGGUGGUCCUCCGGAAGGGGGAUCAGUUCCGGCUCGACUCCUCUGCCACCUUGCAGUCCAUUACCAUCCAGAAAGGAGGUCUGCUUGUUUUUGCCGACGACUCUAAAGGUUCCAAAAACAUCACCCUGAGGACCCGGCACAUCCUGAUCGAGGACGGGGGCGCCCUGCACAUCGGGGCUCCCAAAUGCCGCUACCGGUCCCGCGCCACCAUCGCCCUGCUGGGCCGCUCGGACGACCGGGACUUCCCCGAGGUGCCCGGGCUGGGCAGGAAGUUCAUCGGCGUGCGGGCGGGCGGGACCCUGGAGCUCCACGGGACGCCCAAGCUGUCCUGGACCCUCCUGACCCGCACGGUGCCCGCGUCCGGGCUGGCCACGGGCGGGUACGCCUUCCAGCGCAACUUCAGCCGCGGGAUCAACCUGCGGGUGGUGGACCAGGACACGGGCGCCGUCCUCUUCGCCGAGCGCUUCGACACGCACGACUCGCACAACGACAGCCGCCAGCUCCACGAGCUGCUCCGCGGGCUGCCCGCCGGCCGCGUCGUCGCCAUGGCGGUGGGCGACUCGGCCGCCAAGAGCCUGCUGGACGAGACCAAGAGGACCGUCCAGACCCUGCUGGGGAGCACUUUUGUCAACGACCUCAAAUACAGACAGGCGUGGGCGCUGGUCUCCGUGAUCGGCGGGGGCAACGGUUCCUGCUCGGAGGACGUGCGGGAGCACGAGAACCACGACACGGGCGGCCGGGCGCUGGCGCGCCGCGACUUCGUCACCGUGGACGGCGUCCGCUUCUCCGUCACCGCCUACAGCGAGUGGCGAAACGGGUUCCCCAUAACCGGGUUCCAGGUGGACGCCGUGGACCAGGUGGUUCUGAACCUGCAGCACGACGCCCGGAGCUGGAGGGCCGGGGACCGGAUCGUCGUGGCCAGCACCGACUACUCCAUGUAUCAGGCCGAGGAGUUCACCCUCCUGCCCUGUCCCGACUGCUCCAAGCACCAAGUCAGGAUACAAGGGAAGCCCCAGUUCGCCCACGUGGGGGAGAUCCUGGACGGGAUUGAUAUGAGAGCAGAAGUAGCCGUCCUGUCCCGUAACAUCCUUAUCCACGGAGAGAUGGAAAACUCCUGCUACGGGAAUAACUGGUGCCAGUUCUUCAGCUACGACUCCUUCGGGGGACAUAUAAAGAUUUUUGAGAACUUCACCUCUGUGCACCUGUCCCAUGUGGAGUUGAAGCACAUGGGCCAGCAGGUGAGGGGCAGGUACCCCGUGAAUUUCCACCUGUGCGGGGACGUGGACGAGAGGGGCGGGUACAGCUCCCCCACCUACGUGGACUCCCUGUCCAUCCACCACUCCUUCUCCCGCUGCGUCACCGUCCACGCCACCAACGGCCUGCUGAUAAGGGACACCGUUGGCUAUGACACACUGGGACACUGUUUUUUCCUGGAGGACGGCAUAGAGCAGAGGAACACUUUCUUCCACAAUCUGGGGCUGGUGACCAAGCCGGGAACCAUCCUACCAACCGACCGCAACGAGACCAUGUGCACCACCAUCAGAGACAAGGUGUUUGGAAGCUACGUGCCCGUACCGGCGACGGAGUGCAAGGCCGUGUCUACAUUCUGGAUUGCAAACCCCAACAACAACUUGAUCAGCAAUGCGGCUGCAGGCUCCCAGGAUGCGGGGAUCUGGUACGUGUUCCACAGCGCCUCCACCGGCGACUCCCACGGAAGGGUCAACGAAACCAAGUCGGAACUCACCCCCCUGGGGAUAUUCUACAACAACCGCGUGCAUUCCAACUUCAAGGCCGGCCUCUUCAUCGACAAAGGUGUGAAGACCACCAAAGCCAGUGCCACCGACCCCCAAGAAUACCUGUGCCUGGACAACAACGCCAGAUUCCGCCCCCACGAGGAUGCGGACCAGAACAAGCCACGCGUGGCAGCCAUCAUAGACACGCUCAUCUCCUUCAAGAACAAUGACCUCGGAGCCUGGAUCCGAGGCGGUGACAUCAUCAUUCAGAACUCCGGAUUUGCAGACAACGGGGUGGGACUUUCGUUCGCCAGCGAUGGAAGCUACCCAAAGGACGAGGGGUCGAGCCAGGAGGUGACCGAGUCCCUGUUCGUCGGGGAGAGUAAGAACCGCGGCACCAACGGCGGGCAGAACAAGUACUGGGGCGCGGGCGGAGUGGACGGCGGGCUGAGGACUCUGCCCCGGAACAGGACCUUCCCCAUUCGUGGUUUCCAGAUCAACGACGGGCCCGUCCGCCUCACCCGGAGCACCUUCCGGAACUACGUCCCCAUGGUGGACCGCUUCACCAGCGCCGUGGGCUUCAACCUGAAAAACACCUGGCAGCUCACGCCCAGGAACAACCUGUCCUCCCUCAGCUUUGAGCCCAGUGUGACUCUGAGGGCCUUCUUCGGGAGGCCGGGCCAGUGGUUCGAGGAGAACGAGCUGGACGGGGACAAGAACUCGAUAUUCCACGACGCGGACGGAUCUGUGACGGGAUUCCGCGACUCGUACGCUGCCAGAAUGGACAACUUCCUGGUCCGACACCCCAAGUGUGUCAACUUCACUGAGUGGAACGGGCAGGUGUGCAGCGGCAAGUACUCUCAGGUGUAUAUCCGGACACUGGGCGCCUCCAGCCUCAAUCUGUCCAUCAGCAGGGAUGAGUACCCAGAGAAUCCCAUGGUCCUGAGGGGGAUCAGCAGCCAGGGGGCGCCGUCUCAGCAGUACCAGCCCAUCCUGAUGAUCGGGAAGAGCUACACCCUCCACUGGAGCGGGAGGGCCCCCCGGGAGAUCGUCCUGUCUCUCAUCAACUUUAACCAGGGUGACUGGGUCCUGGCAGGCCUCUGCUACCCUCAGGACACCACCUUUCAGGUCAUGGCGGACACCAACGACCGCCAGAACAACGUCUUCGACAACCUGGAGGACUACGGUCCCGUGAGCUCGCUGUCCGAACUCGAGCGGAGGCCCCUGGACAGGAAGUACUUCUUCGACAGACCCGCGGGGCUCCUGUGGCUGUACCUGAGGGCGCGGUACGGGCGGGACGGGCAGAGCUACUGCUCGGUGAAGGGGUGCGAGAGGGUCAAGAUCACCGCCAUGAGCCACAGCAGCCAGGCCAGCAACUGCAUGGCCAAAGCCUACCCGAAAUACAGCAAGACCCCCACAGCCAUCGUCCCCAUGCCCAAGCGCAUCGUCCCCUGCAGUGACUGCGGUGCCCUAAAGCUGCCGGUCACCAGCGACCCAGAGAACGUCUACCUCCAAGCGCAGAUCAAGUCGCUCAGCCAGGACGAGGAAAGGAAAGGGGACGCCGAGUCCUUCAUCACUGUGAACGGUCAGAAGCACCCGUUCACCGAGCGGGGCUUCUUCCUGGUGACCGUGGACGGCUGCACUGGCACGGUCACAAAGGAGACGCUGUUCCCCGCGCUGGAUUCCAAAAUGGAACAGUAUUUAAAAACUGGCAUUCCGAGGAGGUCCAUAGUUCUUCUCGCCACACGGGGCCAACUCGGCGACCACGCCCGACUCGGACAACUCCUCGUCCCUCUAGGGGCUGCCAAAGCUGCCGAUCUUCAGAAGAAAGAGAGCUUGGCUUUUUUCGGGUUCCAGGGGGCUCCUGUUGCGCCUCCCUGGACGGGACUGUUCAUGGGCCAGGGAACGGAGAGUCUGGGGGUGCUGGAGAAGUUCGUUGCCGUGGGAACGGAGGAGUAUUCCUGUGAGGGUGCCAAUCUGAUCAAACCAACGAGGAAAGACCUGGAACUGCUAAAGGAAGCUUUAAACAGCGACUAAACUCUUUUCUCCUUUAUUACUGAUAGUUUUUUUUAUUUUAUUUUUUUUUUGGUUUGGUUUGGUUUGGUUUUUGAGGUUUUUUUUUCCAAAUGUGAAAACAGAACUAAUGUGAACUUCAUGAACUUUAUUUAUUUAUGGCAGAGAUUUUCAAAGGGUAUAAUUUUUUUUUUCAAGUUUUUUUCUCUUUUUUUUUAUUCAUCGCCAAAACCUUGAGUUUGGGUUGCCAUGUGUGAUGCACUUUCUUCCAUCCAGUCUUUGGUCGUUGGCGAAAACCGUCGUCUCCAGAUCUGAUGCAAGGGAAAUGAAAUCUCUCAAAGGAAAAUGGAAAAGUUUUUUUUCGAAGACAGGUUCCUUUGUACUUCCUCUGUCCGGUGUGAAAGGAUCCAAUCUGCCUUAGAUGGCUAGAAUUCCUCACUCAGUGCAGUGCAUUAAACCGUGUAAAAAAGCGUCCGUUGAAAGAAGAAUGUGUUAUGACCUACUCCUUCAUGUUUUCAUUUUUUUUGCAAUUUUUGCACGUUUAUGGUUAUUCGCAGAUCUAAUGGGAGCGCUCUGGAUGUUAUAAAAGUCAUUUUCAGUCUAAGUGUUGGCAGUCAGUUCCAGUGAGCACAGAGUAUUUGUAGCACCAUAGAUCUUUUUAUCAAGAGUUCUAAAGUUGCGUGUAAAACUUUAUAAAAUACAUAUUUAUGCUGUCAGUGUAAACAUGGGAAAUGUUGCAGAUUAGAUGUGUGAAUGGUGCCUUGUUGUGUUCCAUUAUGUUUUAUUCAUAGCCACUGAAACUGAGUUUACAACUUGAUAUUCCUGCUCACGUCAUUAAGGAACAUAUUCUUUGUCAUCUUUUUUAAUGCAAGGGAUUGUGGAUCGAUACCAAAGCCUAUUGUAUUUUUUCAGAAAACAUUUCAUGAGGAAAAUGUCACUGUAAAAAAAAUAAAUUAAAAAACGUUGAAAUGUAUUUAAAUAUGGACUUGAAACCUGGCCUGACUGUCUAUGGGACUGGAGCAAGGAUUCCUACUGAAGAGUGAUUGGUCAUCCUCAGGAUGAUGUCACAAUCAAUCGACCUCUUGAAGUUUGUUAUGGCAACCGUCCCACCAGCUGCUAUUGUCCAUGUGGUGUUAUGACAGACUUCCGUGAAAUACCUUUCAACCAGGAGCCCGCAAUCCAUUUCAGCAGAACUCAUGAAUUUAAGUUGGCCUUAAAGAAUGCCAAAUCCGUUUUUUCUAUUUGAUCGGGAAAACUGUUCUUUGGAAGAAACCGCCUGCUUUUUAAACCACUGUACUGUAUAAAAUAUUUUUGUAAUAAUUUUUAUUUUUUCCAAAAAUGCUCCAAAAAAGACACAGAACCAAACUUGCAUUGUUCUUAUUUGAACAAUCUUUAAACUCAAAUUUGUUAAUUGUGAACAUAGCUGUAGACAAAAAAAGGAUGUACCAGACUCUGAUUAAUGUUGAAUAUUGUAGUGGUGGAGUAGAGUACUUUUCUUCUUUGAAUGUUAUAUAUUUUAAGGUGCCAGAACAAUAUGUUUUUAUCAAGGCUUUAUUUUGAAAUUCUGCAUCUUCAAAUGCUUUUUUAAAUUGCAAAGUUGAUAAACAUUUAUACAUUGUAAUAACAAAAAUGUGUAUUUGUUUUUUGUACUACUUUUGAGUUCUGUGUUCUGUUAGUGAAUUCACUUGGGAUAGUUACAUUUGCUAUAUAUAAAAAUAAGUUCUGCUUCAGAUCUAGGUAUGAAUGGUGUGAAACUGCAGACAACUGGAGAACAAAGCAAGGACCUUGAGCUGAUUUUAGUUAUAAACAUAUCAUUCCAAGUAUUACCACAAGAUGGCGAUGUGGGACCAUCAGUUUGUGUGUGCGCGUAUGCGCGUACGUGUGUUGCUGGAGACCAGUCCAGCAUUGCUGCAGUAUUUCACAGAAUAAAGUUAUUGUGUUAAUACCAGCAUUAACACACACACAUUCA